This is a messenger RNA of Adineta ricciae, 612 nucleotides long. Lineage: Eukaryota; Metazoa; Rotifera; Eurotatoria; Adinetida; Adinetidae. The record is from the annotation of a GenBank genome assembly.
AUGACGACGUUUGCUCGAGCAGUGCUUUAUUUUUUCAUCGUUUAUCUUCUCAUACUUUAUCAAUCAGUGAAUUGCGAUUACACAGUUGAUUCAGUCUCAUCAGUGGACAGUUUCAGUUCAACCGUAGCGCACAACAUUACAACUUACUCUCCUACAAUCGUACCAACUACUUCAACAACAAAUAAAUCGAAUACAAGUUCUUUAACAACUACAUCAAUAACUUCUGUUACUUCGACGACGACGAUCACGGCGACAAUAACAACAGAGGCAGUAGAAACAACCAUUAAUACCUCUGAGUAUUCACAAUCAACUACUACUCCUGUUACGUCUACGCCCGUCCUUCCUCAAGCACGAUCGGAACCUGGCUGGUGGUUAUUUAUUGCUCUUGUGCUAACAAUAGUUAUUGUCGUCAUUGCUGGUGUUAUUUUCUAUAAUCGACAACAAUCUCCGUAUCGACGAUCGAUGUCCUGUUUACAAUGGUUUAGACAGUGCAAUCUCAGAUUUCUUCAAAAUUGGCGUUCGCAUGACGAUGAUACUGAUAACAUUAUUUUACAACUUGAACCGUCUGAUGUUAGUAAUGAUCAGUGGCCAUCUCGAAUCUCAUUUAAUUAA